Molecule: messenger RNA, 3612 nt
Organism: Morone saxatilis (striped sea-bass)
Lineage: Eukaryota; Metazoa; Chordata; Actinopteri; Moronidae
Product: protein FAM180A
Exons: 3
Coding region: 134-637 (167 amino acids)
Source: RefSeq, a predicted model, not a curated record
UGAUCCUGCAUAUGAAAGUAGUGCGUGUGAAAUGCCAAAACUCAACAGUCUGAGUAUUUUCAUCCACCGUUGUGAUGUUCAUUUGUGUGUGUGUUGAGUUGCGUGAGGAGAUCUGUGUGUGAGGAUAAUCAACAUGACGCAGUGCUGGGCUCCACUCAUCGUUGUUUACCUGUCCAUCUACCUGGCAGCCACUCAGCACUACAGGAAAGCGCUGUAUCCAUCUGCAUAUAGGAUAAAGCGAGAGACAUAUUCGCUCCUCAACCCCACAUUCCAGCGUUCAGUGGAUGAUGUCAACCUGCUUUUUGAGAUCCUGCUAGCUGGAAUGCAGAUCCAAGGUGUGGAGAACACCAUGCUGAUCCCAGAUGAGGAGCUGGCCUCCCUGAGGAGCGUGGAGAAGCUGGAGGUCAUCUGUGACGACAUCGUCCCCAAGAGGCUCUCCGACAUUCGCCGUCUGACAGCAGAGCUCGCCCAGCACCGGCAACCUCUGAGCCAACAGGACUUUGAGAGGACGGUGCUGACCCUGGUGUACACCACUCAGACGCUGGCUCGAGUUAGCAACCAACAUCAAAGAGAGGCAUGGACGGACGCUGUGAUACAGCUGUUCAGAGCCAUUCAGAAGGACCUCAGACCCUCUUAAGUUAUUAUGUGUGUCUUACAUACCCUGCAUACUAAUUCUAUACAGUUUGGACUACAGUAUUGUUAUAGUAUACUAUUUUUGCAAUUGGUAUACAAGAAAGUGUGACAAAAAAAUCAUCUCAAUUGAUCAACUCAAGGUCUAGUAACUCUUUCCAGAUCUUUCAACCACAUCUUGCAGUUUUCCUCAGCUGACGCACUAGCUCCAACAGCUGAGUUGCUGAGUUUUCAAACACAUAUGCUGUGGAAAAAAAGCUAGGAAGCUUUUUUUGCUGGUCAAACCGUUUCCUAGGUCGAAAAUGAACUUUUAAACUGAAGAAAUUAAUGCACUUUACUGUUAUGUACCAACAGGAAAUAAUGCGAUACAAUAGCUUAUUGUCUUUGCUUUCUGUGCUCUUCUAGAAACUGUCUCACCACUAUCCAGCAUCUGUGUCAUUGCUUCUGUGAAAUUCUUUGUGGGACGAUGGGUAGCACCCUCAAAAAUCAAGCGAAUUCAGCAUCUGUUCAAAUACCUAAACCUGCAGUCUUGAGCACUCAAGUGCAUGUUUACACACCUCCGAGUGGUAGACAGUGUUUCCCAUCUGUGAAAAACACACAAUAAAACUUAGCCCGAGACUUGAUGCCACAUUAAAAAAAGCUCCUUUUCUAAAGAUUUCAUCACAAAAACAGUUUGCCCAGUUUUAUGCUGGAGGUGUGCAAGAGAGAGGGGUAUGACCUGCGACAAAGGUCACCGGCUGGAAUCAAAUUGAGGAUGUUGUGCCUUAGGACCACUCGACCACUAGGGCACCCUGAUUUAAUUGCUUUAUCAACUAUAUUACUUCUCUCUGCUCAUAAAUUCUUUUUCACUCUCAUCCGAUUAUGACUGUAAUAUAUUAUGUGUGAUCCUACUUAUUGGUUCAUUAUGUGAAAAUUAAAUAAAAGCAGCAAAGAGUCUGUGCUCUGUGUAUUUGCACAAGCCACAGGAUGGCCUCAUUAAUAACAAGUUUGUCCCAGUGAGCUCUAAUACACUUCCACAGGCUUGCAGUCUUAACUUGGGCACUCUGGUAGUUACUGCCAACACGUCACAAAACUAUGGGUAUUGCGUACUGACUUUUCUAAUUAUUCUGACCUUUGACCUACUUUAAAUCAAACUAUAAACAGUAUACUAGUUUGACAACUCCAUACAGAGUUACCUCCAUCUGUCCACUGACUGUCUACAUGUUUAAUGUUGUCAAAUUACUUUAGACGGCGUUAGAUGCUUUGCUCUGUCUAGAAAAGAUGGCUCAGCUCAUUUGAUUUGUCAGCAAAAGCCCUUUGAACGAAAACCACAGAUCUGUACUUAAGAGUCUGUGUACAUCAAUACCCCUGAUUGCUCAUUUGAGAAAACUGUAAAAUGUUUGAUAGAUGUUUGCUUCAAAGCCACCCAUUUCCCCACUCAUUUUGGGAAAUAGGUACUUGCCGUAAUAGGCUUUCGUACAGUUCACUCGUCUUGGAGUGGAUAGAAAGUAUAUAUCUGUUUGUGCUGUUUUCCCUCCUUGAGUUAAUUGGUUUUACAUUUGCUUACAUUUUAGUAUUUAUGGUUACAUUCAAGCUUUUUCCAGCCUUGGAAAUGUUUGUUUCACGAAGUUUGUCAUUUCCUGCCACCAGAGCUGCAUGCUCUCCACAAGCAUUUAAUUUAUGAAAAUGUAUAUGAUGAUGACAGGGUUUUUUUAGCAGCGUUUUCGCUCUCUUUCUCAGCACGUCAGCAUUCAUCUGAUGCCCAAGCGGCUGGUGCUGACUUGGGAGGACUGAUUGACGAGGAGGUGAAGACUGAAGUGAUGGAAUUUCCUUCCAAGACAGAGGAUCAGCCUUCGCUCCCUGCACCGCUCUAACGAUGAUGAUGAUGAGUUUUGGGACGUUUCUGGCCACUACUUGACAGAGCAGUAAGACCCUAGGAUAUUGAAGAAAACAGCAGAACAGAACAGAACAGAUUUUGUUCCAAGUAUCGAAUUUGACAGCAAAAUUUCAUUAAGACCUCUGUGUUCCAUGUAUUAUAUGACAAUUCCUAUUGUAAUGCCUCAUAGUUUUAGGUGCUACUGUUAUUCACUUCUGGUAUAAAGCACGAGAAAUGUUCUCAAAUGUUUGAAACAAAAUACAUAUAAAAUUGUAUUUCCACAUAGUUAAUGUUUUUAACUUCAGUUUAAACUUUAUGUUUCUUACUUAGAUGUCUUAAUGGGCUUGUCUCUGCAGUACUGAGUGGUAAACAUGUGCAGUAUUGUCAGGUGUGUAGGCCCAUAAAAGUCAAUAGUUGCGGGGGACGUGUAUUGAUACAUUUUCCUGUAAUUGAGUUGCAGCCCAUUUUGCACAGUGCACACCUUAAUUGUCACUAAAGUUUUAAAAUCACUUACUAACUGCACUGCUUCUCUUUAUCGCCAUCCCAUCCUAUGUGCUUGUAAUAUAGAUUUAAUAAGAAAAAUUAGGCUUUUACCUUGGAUAUUGACUUAUCAGUAUACGUCAUGAAAGAUGAGCCUGUAAUAUUUCAUCAAUUUAUUGUGCUAUCCCUAAAUGUCAUGAAUAACCCUCAGCAGCAUAAUACAUGUUGAGAGAGCAACACCAAGUGGCUACAGGCAGGACUGCAGUCUUGAAGUCCAUGUUCUUAAAGCUUGUAGCCAACUUUAACCACAAGAUUAGUGAGGCACUUGUUAAAAAUAAGAAUUCCUGUACCAUUCCCCAAUGUAUAAGUCUUAAUCAUAACUAUAUUAUGUCCAUAUUAGGACUUAAUCAUGUGGUGUAAUAUAACCAAUCCUGACUAAAAAGAUGAAUCAAAUUAACUGAACAGUAAUGACUGUCAAGAUAAUCAAAUAUGCUGCAGCCUGCAAUGCAAGAUGAUCCUGAAGGAUUAUAUGCAUUAAAUGUAAUUGAUGGUCCAAAUUGUAUCAAUAAGAAACAUUAAAAGUAUUCCAUAACAAGCCAUUUGCUGGUGUAAAUGCAGGAGUAUAUAUAAUAAAGCAGUGCCAACUA